This is a messenger RNA of Strongylocentrotus purpuratus (purple sea urchin), 7219 nucleotides long. RefSeq lists its product as uncharacterized. NCBI's taxonomy places the organism in Eukaryota, Metazoa, Echinodermata, Echinoidea, Camarodonta, Strongylocentrotidae. Gene Ontology annotation, biological process: protein deubiquitination. Gene Ontology annotation, molecular function: cysteine-type deubiquitinase activity. The transcript has 17 exons. The record is from RefSeq and is a predicted model, not a curated record. Bases 38 to 4165 code for a protein of 1375 amino acids.
CAAAAUCUCAUUCGCGGUUUACUAUUUAAAACUUGACAUGAACGAGGAUACAAUCUAUGGCCAAAUAAUGGCGGAAAUGGUCGACACGUGUACUACCACCACACUAAGCCAGGCGGAGCUAGGGGGUUGGAGUGAGGAUAUCUCCCAUGAUGAAAGCCUAGAGUACCCCACCCCGUCCAGUAUGGAGCUGGUACCCUACACCCCGCCCCAGCUUUACGGGCCCUUCCUCCCGCAGGGAUUGGAUGCCGGCAACGGUAUAGAUAGUUUUCAAGCUUCUAGUACUAUGCCUACCUCUUUCAUGGCAAAUGAUGGAGACGCAGCCACAUCUCAGGGAUCUGAUACUAAAGAUCCUGAUGCAGUGCGGGGCAUGUGCGGCCUGCGGAACAUGGGCAACACCUGCUUCAUGAACUCCGGUCUCCAGUGCCUCCUGCAUCACCCCCGUCUCUCCGUCUACCUCCUGGACCAUGACGGGCUCCCCGAGGAGGGCAUGGCCAGCCACUUCACAGAGCUACUGCAGAAGACCUGGGCGGGAGAGUUCAGCGUGCUCCAUCCCAGCUCCUUCAAGGAUACCAUGGGCUUCAUUCAUCCGCAGUUCAAAGAUUUUAGACAGCAUGAUGGUCAGGAGUUCCUUGCCCUUCUCCUAGACACACUCCAUGAGGAGCUCAACCAAGCCAACCGUCCAGCCAAGAGCCAGUCUCCGGCCACCGACUUCUCUGAAGAGUCCAGCGACUCCCACUACGCCUCGGAAGCCUCAACCUCCAAGCUCAGCGAGCUGGAGGCGCUCGACAUCGACUCGGGCAAAGAAGAGCCCCUGUCGACGAACCAGAACAACAUACGCAACAAGAUGGAUGAGGGUGAGGAGGAGGAGGAGAUGGGCAGUCCUGAGAUGGUGGGGGAGAGUAAGGUGGAGGAGGGGGAAGCGGAGGAGAGGAGAGAUGGGGAGGAAGGGGCAACCGCGACCAAACUCCCCAGUAUUGCAGAGUUCUACAUGAAAGACGUGAAGACUCUCAAUACAAACAUGUUACAAGGAGAAGAGAUAUCUCCUUCUGUCACCGAGAGCAGUGACAAGUUUCCCAAGAAGGACAAAUCCCCUACGCUGUCUUCCAUUCGAAACCCUAUGGAUCCUAUCCCCGAUGCCAACAACAGGUCUAUCGGCAAACCCAAGAAAUCAAAUGCCCUGGCUGCCAAAAAGAACAAGGCCAAUCUACGGAGCGGGGCCAACAACCAGGAAAAAUCCUCUGGCGACGGUGACAGUCACCAAGAAGAACCUGACCCGAUUAAGAGGAUGAAAAUGGACCUCAACUCGGAGAGUAUAGCCAAGAUCUAUAAGGAAACUAACGGCUUGACGUCGCCGAUGAAGUUCCACGAUUACGUGACAUCGAUGGACGACUCCAAGUCGGUGAAUAUCUUCACCGAGAAGAUGACCAAUAAACUGGCCGAGCUGGAAGGGCCAGCGGACAGUACCACGGGGAUCAAGGGUCAGAUCCUUUGCAGAAAGUUUGAGGAUACCCCCGUGGAGCCGACGACGCACAGCUCGAAGCAUUUCGACAAUGAGAAGCUACUAACGAGCCCUCGCGCCGCGGAUCUUCUCGACAAAGCGGGCCUGGACACCAAGUUGGGGCUGGGCUUCUUGCCUAACAAUCAGCAGUAUGUUGCUGCAAUGUGCAAGGCAAAGGAGGAUCUCGGAGAGAGGAUGAAGGUCGAGUCGUCAUCUUCCUCAUCAACAUUGACCGCAGAGAAGGGGAUGAUGAUGAAGGAGAGAGAAGGGGAGAUGGAGUGGGACAUGCAUCUACAUAGAAACCAGUCUGUCGUUAUUGAUACAUUCCAGGGACAGUUUAAAAGCACUGUCGUGUGUGCUGUAUGUGGCCAUGUUUCUAUUAUGUUUGAGCCUUUUAUGUACCUAUCAGUGCCUCUGCCUCGUGCCAUGGAUAAACAACUCAUUGUAACAAUCAUCUCAAGCCAGGGCCACUUACCAACCAGACACCUCGUAACGCUCAACCGCUUUGAUUCGGUACGGGAGCUCCGGCAAGCCUUAAAAUUCAUUAUCUCAGGCAUCAAUGGGGGAGAGGAGGAGGAGAGAGAUGUGAUUAUAGCAGAAGUUCUAGACCAUCAUGUCUCUAAAUUUUUGGAGGAUGGCAUCCAGUUACGUUACGUCAACGACUGCUACCGCUUGCUGUAUGCCUUUGAAGUCAGUGGCAAUGCGAGGGAACGACUGUACAGCAGCCUCUGUCCGGAACAGGGCGACGCCACCGGGAUCGCGCAAACGCAAUCGAACUUUGACCUUUACAUGAAUGAACACAGCAAUAUGAGUUCACAGAGCGAUGAUGUCAUCACACACAUGGGGGAUGCCACGCCCCCUAGUUACCAGGCUGUCACCAGCUCAUGGGACAUCGAGGUUACCACGACAACGGAUGAGCUCAGUGGCAUCGGUGGUAUGGUACAGCCACCUGAUAUAUCGUCCACGUCAGGUCUAGACAGUGCGUACCCGUCCAAAACCAUGCCGUACCAGAGUGAUGUCUUCACAAACAUUUCGUAUUUCAGUCCAUCCGAUAGCACGAACUGUGAGGGGUCAAGCUCGUUUGAGGGGACGCUGGCAGACAGUACAGACGCUGCAGAGAAAUCAUCGAGUCUGGAAGCUGUUCAUGGUUCAUCGAGUGGGGUUGAGUUAUGGGCAGACAGCCAGAGUGAAUCGAUACCGUGGGUCGCCAGGCAACCCGAAGACAUUGUUCCGGCGAAUAGUCCAACAUCGGGGGUCAUUGCUUCGUGGAAAUCGUGUGCAAUAUGCUUGGAGGAACUGCCCCCUCACCAGCUGUUAACCCAUCAACCAUGUGGCGGAGUACUUUGUGCAAUUUGUAUGGAAAGAGCUGUGAAGCAUUAUGGCGACCAGACUGUCAAUUGCCCAGUGUGCCGUCAGGAAAUCGACCCAGCUACGGACUACGUUGCCAUGGCAGGGGCAUCGACGCCCAAUCUCAUGAAGCGAGUCCUGUUGCUAUCGGUUACCUUCAGGAAUGAUACGGAAGAGGAUGGGGUGUUAAGACUUAAUCUGUUAGGACACCCUCGUGUGCUUUACUCACUGAACGAGGUUAGCGGAGAGGAGCUCUUUAGUCAGGUGGAGAGUGUGAUGCCUGUCCAUGCUCCCUUCUCACUUGUACUCUCAGAUUCACAGGGUCUAAGCUGCAGCCGAUGCAGCUUUGAUCUCCACUGUUCAGGUUGCCAGCUGGUGAGGGAGGUAGAUAUUACACUCAACUCAGACGAUCACCUCACAGUGGUGUACCAUAACCUCCCCUCUGAGAUAGUGGACUCAACCAGCAGGGUGUGCGAGGACCAAUCGGUGGGCGACUUCCAGGGCAGUGAGCCAAUCACGCUCAGGGACUGUUUCCAAGCAUUCACAGAGAGCGAGACAUUAGAUGAACAUAAUCCAUGGUUCUGCCCAGAAUGCAAGAAACCUCAGCCCGCAAGUAAAACCAUCUCUGUCUGUCGCUUUCCAGAUACCCUCAUUGUCUACCUCAAAAGAUUCGUGUUCCAUCAAGCCAUGAGCACCAAACUAGACAACAAGGUUCUCUUUCCUGUAGAAGACAUGGAUGUAGGGGAGUACAUGGGCGUCGCCACCCCUCAGGAAGACUUGGUCUAUGAUCUGCAGGGUGCGGUCAGCCACUUUGGGGGUGUGAAUGCUGGCCACUACACUGCGUUCGUGAAGAAUCCCUGGUCAGGGCAGUGGCAGUACUGCAAUGACGAGACGGUAUCACAUCAAGAGCCUUUAGAACAAGAUGCUUCCAAUGUCUACAUCCUCUUCUACUCAAGAAAAGGAUCCUACCAAGACUUCACCCUUCCACCACUUCAAACCACCAGUCCCAAGACGGAUGAAGGUGUCGCCCGUUCCGCGCCCCCUCCCCUCGUCUGUUCCUCCUCCUCUGCCUCCUCCUCUUCCACCACCUCCUCGGCGGCACCCCUCUCAACCCCGGAGACGAGAAUGGAAGAGUCGAGCCCCAUGGAGGAGGACCAGCAAGCGUUCAUGGAAGGUACAGACCUGGAGAAGCUUAUACAGGAGCUGAACAAGGAGGACAAGUCCACUGCAGCGGCGGAAGAGGGGGGCAGCAGUGAGGCAGAGGGGAGGGAAGCUGAUGCUACUCAGCAGGAAGGCAUGAACUCUGAGUCGCUGGAUUAGAGUGGAUUUUUGAAGAUGAGGUAUGAACCAGAAGCCAGUGCACUGGAUCAAUGAGACUGCUGACCAGGGACCCGUUUCACAAAGCCUUUUUGCAAUGCGAAUGACAAAAAUCAGUGACAAAUCUGCUGAUAACCAAUCAGAGGCAAGGAUUUCAGUAGCUUAUGACAAAAACUGUCAUCUGACUCCACCUUGAAGAUUGUAGAAAGCAUUUAGAAGCAAGGACCCAAGGAACCAUUGAACUGGGUCAUCAAGGUUGCUGCUAUAGAUUAUGGUGAUUGAAGUGAGCUAGAUAGAUCUCUUUAGGACUUCAAGACUGAUGGAAGCAGGAGCCAUUGAGCUAGGUCAUCAAGAAUUCUGCCCUGGAAACCUUCAAGGCUAACUCCAUUUCUGAAGUAGAUGAUGGUGAUUGAAGUGAGCUACAUAGACCUCUUUAGGAUUUCAAGACUGGUGGAAACACGACCCAGGAUCCAUUAAGCUAGGUCAUCAAGAAUUCUGCCCUGGAAACCUUCAAGGAUGACUCCAUUUCUGUAGUAGAUGAUGGUGAUUUAAAUGAUAUAGAAAGACUUGGUUAGGUCUUCAAGAUUGCUGAAGGCAUGGACCACGAGCCAUCAUGGAUGAAAGAGGAUGACUCCAUUGCCUAUCCGAUUCUGGUAACUGAAGAUAGAAGAACAACCUCUCUGCAUUUCAAAGUCUGGAGCUGUUGAAUGAAUUUGGUCGGUGAUGUCUUUGUGAAGGCGUGGUUGAUAUACCAAGUGUUUCAAUAACGAGGACAUCACUAUUUGCGAUUGCUGAUUACAGAACGGAGGUAGAUCACUGUUAGGGCACCAAAUGGGAGUGACUAAAAUUGGACCAGAGGUUCAGUUACAAGGAGUUGUUCCUUGCGGCUUGGGUGUUUUCAGGUCUUUGGUUGAAGACCGUUUCGACAGCAGUUUCAACAACCAAUAUUUACUUUGUGAGUGUCGACAGUUACUUCCAUUUCGAGGAAAAACUUGUCAAGGGUCUUGAAACCAGUCUCCUGUUAAAUGUGAUAAAGCAUUCUGGUAACUCAAGAGUUGUUGGAUCUGUGUUGUCUGCCAAAGACCCCAAGUACAUGUAUGGGAUGAUAUAUGAGGGAGGUUUCUGUGCUAUUAGUGGUCCGUUUUCAUCUGUUGUGUCGCGCGUGAUACACAGAAAAACAGGAAAACUAAUUCCAGAACAAAGAAGGGGUGAUAAGCUGGAAAAAUCCAAAGAUAUGAUUGAUGAUUGUUGUAAACUUUUGAGGAAAUAUGAAAUAGACAAGGGGACUUUGCGGCUCUGACUUACAGAGGAGAAACGUUUUGUAGCAUAUUAUUUCAGACAAUUUGUGCUACCCACUUUAUUUAAUAUUAUGAAUUGGUGUAAAACGUUGUUACAAUCACUACAGCACAUCAACUCAAACAAUCGCCUUUGUUUGUUCAGACAAUCUGUGCUAUACACUUUAUUUCAUGUAAUGAAUCGGUGAAAAACGUAUUUACAUACUGUACAAUCACUACUACAGCACAUCAACUCAAACAAUCGCCUUUGUUUGUACGUACGAACACAUCUGUGUUUUCGUACUAGAAUUUACACAAAUCAUAUGCAAUGGAGCGAACCAGUGUAAUAUUUUGUACAGCCAAAAUCACGUUUUAUUGAUCAUGUAUUAUUGUUGUUAUGAUGUUUCAAUGUGUGUGAACACUGGUAUGUAAGUUAUGCUGCAAUCAACUUAAAUGAUGUCAUCGGUUGAGGGAGCCAAUGUAGGGACCAUUUUUUGUGCAUGGAUUUCAGUUUGAGACUACUUUGUUCACUACAUCCCUUUUGAAUCGGGGCACAAUGCAUUUCAUGUGGUGUCAUAAAAAAGUUUUUAUCAAUAAGGACUUACAAUAACUGUUAUAAGCUACUGAAUUCAUGGUAUUUGAUUGGCUGAGAGCAAAAUUGUCAUCAAAAUUUAGCAUUUGUUAUUGAUAACAAGUUUUAUGAAACAGGGCCCAGGUUGCCAUUUUCCAAACCUGGGUGGAGAGGCACAGUUCUCAACAAAAUGCCUCGUCGGUAUGUUUAAUGAACUAUAGCCCUUGUGAAUACAGGAUACAGUACAUUUGCUGGGAUUUGACUACCAGUCAGAUGGCCAUUUUCCAAACCUGGGCCCCGUCUUACAAAGAGUUGAUAUCAAUCGCAACUAUGUACAUAAGAGAAAGCAGACUGCAAACCUGCGAUUGAUUUGGAUCAAUCGCAACUAUUUGUAAAACGGGGUCCUGGCUAGGGAAAAACAGUUCCCAACAAAAUAGGGGGGCAGGCACAAAAACCAAAAUGCACCGUAAACAUGUUAAGUACCUCAUGUGCACUUGUUUCUCAAGCACACAAUGAUUUGUAUUCUUUGUGCUCUUGUGUCAUCAUACUGAAAGUUUAAAGGGGCUGUUGCAUGGGAAAUACUGGUUGACGCCAUCUACACGUAUGUCUUCUUUUGGACAACUGCACGUAAACGAAUGGACUUGAUUAACUGGGUCAGCGCACGCUAGCGUUGGCGAAACAGACCAAAGUUCUCCUCACGCUUCGGUUUCGGGUAUGUUGCACGCAUGUGAAUACGUAGGCCUACUGCAAUCGCGUCCUCUUUAGUCGUAUUAUACCCGAUUGGCCCCGGGUCAGGCCAUGGGAAAGACACAUAGUCUCGUCAUGCUACAGCCCCGUUAAGAUGUCAUGCUACAACCCCUUUAAGAUGAAUUCUUGACAAUCAAGGGGGAAAUAGGAAUGAAAUGCUGCAGUUAAAUUUUCCUGGAUGAUUUUUAAUCAAGGUCUUCGCUGUCAAAUAUGGCUGCAAGUGGAAUAUCAUCUCAAAAUUGAAUUCUUUAAUUGAUUAGUGCAGCUACUUGGGAUGAUUGGUUUACUUAGGAAAUUCGGUGAAGGGCACUGCACACUUAACAUCCCAACUGUGAUUAGAUUUUUGAAGAAAUUGCAGAAGAAUUAGACAAGACAAUUUAGAAAUUCAAACUUUUGUUGAAGGCUUGGUCACAACUAAAUUCAACUAAAAUGUAAUGACAAAGAUAACACUACAUGUUAAUCUAG